Electrophorus electricus (electric eel) is the source of this 2680-nucleotide messenger RNA. RefSeq names its product capping actin protein of muscle Z-line subunit alpha 1a (gene capza1a). Gene Ontology annotation, biological process: barbed-end actin filament capping; actin cytoskeleton organization. The record is from RefSeq and is a predicted model, not a curated record. Gene Ontology annotation, cellular component: F-actin capping protein complex; cortical cytoskeleton. Gene Ontology annotation, molecular function: actin filament binding. Lineage: Eukaryota; Metazoa; Chordata; Actinopteri; Gymnotiformes; Gymnotidae.
GGUUGGUCCAUUUGAGCCAAGAUGGCGGACUUUGAGGAACAGCUCAGCGAUGAAGAGAGGGUCCGCAUCGCAGCCAAUUUUGUUCUUCAUGCACCACCAGGAGAGUUUAAUGAAGUAUUCAAUGAUGUGCGGCUCCUGCUCAACAAUGACAGUUUGCUCAGGGAAGGGGCAGCACAUGCCUUCGCCCAGUAUAAUAUGGAUCAGUUCACACCCAUCAAACUUAAGGAAGAUCAGGUGUUGAUCACAGAGCAUGGAGACCUGGGAAAUGGGCGUUUCUUUGACCCAAGAAACAAGUUGUCAUUUAAGUUUGACCAUCUGAGGAAGGAGGCGAGUGAGCCGGUGUCGCACGAGGGCGAGGUUGCCCUGGAGCCGUGGAGGGAGGCGUGUGACGUGGCGCUGAGGGCCUACAUCAAAGAGCACUAUCCCACUGGCAUGUGCACCGUUUAUGGGAAAACCAUUGACGACCAACAAACAAUUAUUGCCUGCAUCGAGGGACAUCAGUUUCAACCCAAAAACUUCUGGAAUGGCCGCUGCCGCUCCGAGUGGAAGUUCAACGUGUCUCAAGGCACAGCGCAGGUUGUGGGCGUUCUCAAGGUCCAAGUGCACUAUUAUGAAGACGGCAAUGUGCAAUUGGUCAGCCACAAGGACGUUCAGGAGUCUAUUGUCGUUUCGAAUGCAAAGCAGACUGCUGAGGAGUUUGUAAAAAUGAUUGAAAAUGCAGAGAAUGAAUACCAGACAGCCAUCAGUGAGAACUACCAGGCCAUGUCCGACACCACUUUCAAAGCUUUACGUCGGCAGCUUCCUGUCACACGCACCAAGAUCGACUGGAACAAGAUCCUCAGCUACAAGAUCGGCAAGGAGAUGCAGAAUGCUUAGACCUGACCUGGCAUGCUACACCUCUGCUCGCGUUACAAGCCAAGCGACAAACUGAGAGUGGCCCAGGCCUGUGCUUGACAUUGGAGCCAGGCUGAGAGUGCAGGCUCCUACCAAAAGAGUGCUAAGAUAUGUUCCUUCUUUUUUUGUGUUUCUAAGUUUAAUUUUACAAAAGCCAAGGUUUAACCUCAGCUAAAGAGACUGCCUCCUUUUCUGUAUGUUCUGAAGGCUGUGAGCUUGUUUAAAUAAAUUUAGCAAUGGUCCUUGCUGUUGAACAAAUACCUCCUGCGACACCAGUGCACAUGCUCAGAUAUACUCCCUUCUGCACAGGCUCGGAUAGGUAUACUCCCUUCUGCACAGGCUCGGAUAGGUAUACUCCCUUCUGCACAGGCUCGGAUAGGUAUACUCCCUUCUGCACAGGCUCGGAUAGGUAUACUCCCUUAUGCACAGGCUCGGGUAGGUAAACUCCCUUAUGUACAGGCUCGGGUAGGUAAACUCCCUUCUGUACAGGCUCGGGUAGGUAUACUCCCUUCUGUACAGGCUCGGAUAGGUAUACUCCCUUACUUAUUUUGUCAAAUCACCCUGCUCACCUGCCAAAUUGACACCCAAUUACACACACCACAUUCAAAGGGGGGUGUCUGGACACAGAUUAAUCUUUGUCCUGGAAAAAAUGUCACAUCUCCAUUAAUUUCACAUGUUUGUUAAAUAUGCUUUGAAACAGACUUUAGUUUUAGCUUUCUUACAAAAUACUAUAUAUUUUCUUCAGAUACAGGCUGUCAUGGCCAAGUGGAAGAGCAGUCACAGAAUGAAGCAAUACAAUGAAUCAAAAUGGCUUGUGGUGAUUACUGUUGUGAUGCUACCCACACUUCAGGCAAAAUUCCAUCUGCAUGAGUUAGAACUCAGAUCUUCAUUCUUUUCAUCAUGAGCCAGAAGAUUUGUGUGGUGUAGGUGACAGCAAGAUUGUCCCAAGUACUCCAUAAUGUCUGUUUUUGAUCUGAAAGAAUCUGGCAGGAUAUAUUCUCUCUCUCAUGUCAACCUGUAGCCAGUUUUUACUUGUGUAUUUUUAGCAAAAUGAAUAACCUCCACCGUCAUGUUUGUGUAUCUAAUUUUGUGUCAAAUGCACAUGUCUCCUUGGGUAUAUUAUUGCUAAAUAAUUAACACAUUUUUGUUUGUAUUAAUCUUAAGCCUUUAUAGUCCAACCACAUUAUUCAAACUUUUACGUUAACGUCUUACUUUUAGAUGUUGCGCCUAUUAUAAUGUAAACCCUUAUACAGAAAACCACCCAUGGAAGUCUAGGCUAUAUGGCCACAUAGUGCUUGAUAUGUAAGGUGACUGUUGUUGAGGAAUGAAUAGUUCCAAGUGACUAAACACUCUGGAGAUGAUUUUUGAGGGGUAUUAUUUUUUGAUUUGUCAACUGUAUGUAAAUCUUCAAAGGGGUUUGUUGUUUGUCUUCAUCUGCUACCUGUUUGAUGCCACUGUGUGUGGUUAGCACAAUAAUUGCUCUCCUGAUAUCAGUGUGUGUCAGGUGACAUCGUAUAUACUUUGUUGAUCAUUUUGCCAAAGCAAGCCGCACUGUAUGGUCAACAGUUUCAGGUUACGGAUGUCGGUUUUUAAUGUCCCUACUUCACUGAUUGGAAAUGGUCAUAAUAUCGCCAUCUGGUGUCUACAACUGGGAUACUAAUAAGCAAUUUCACAGAAGGUUUACCCUUAUUUCUGCCUCCUUCCCAAGCAUUUAUUGCUGGCUGUUUUUUAACAAAGUGUAAGAACAAAUAUGAUCCCAGAGGAAUAAAGGAUUUGCACCAACUUA